Rhinichthys klamathensis goyatoka is the source of this 1398-nucleotide messenger RNA. RefSeq names its product piggyBac transposable element-derived protein 4. The record is from RefSeq and is a predicted model, not a curated record. The coding region runs from base 1 to 1398 and encodes 465 amino acids. Lineage: Eukaryota; Metazoa; Chordata; Actinopteri; Cypriniformes; Leuciscidae. The transcript is spliced from 4 exons.
AUGUUCUCUAACUCCAUGGAGCUCCAUGUCAUGGAUGUGGCAGGGCGUUCUCCAACCUCGUACUCAAACCUCCAGUCCCAAGAUACUCCCGCAGGAGUAAUUUCUGAAAGUCACUGCCGCAGCAGUGCAGCGAUUUUUGACAGCGAGGCAGAGAGUGACAGCGAUGAAGAUCUUCCCCCAAACCUUGAAGCUCUUGACAACAUUGCAGAUGAAGAGACGACACCAGUCCUAAAUGAGGCAGAAGAGGAUCGCUUCCUUCUGCUCCUCCGCUGUCUUCACUUCGCAAACAAUGCGACAGCAGUUUCCAAUGACCCGCUGAAAAAAAUCAGACACAUAUUUACUGCUCUCACCUCCUCCUUUCGUCGCAUUUUUGUGCCAUACAGGGAUCUGUGUGUGGAUGAGUCUCUGAUGAAGUGGAAAGGCAGGCUGGCAUUUCGUCAGUUCAUUCCAUCUAAACGGCACAGAUUUGGGGUCAAGUUUUUUGUUUUGUGUGAUGUGCUAACUGGUUAUGUGGAGGACAUGAUAAUUUACACCGGAUCUACCACUGACAUCCAACAUUACCCAGGACUUGGGAUUUCUGGGUCCGUUGUGAUGACACUUCUAGCACCUUACCUAAAAAAAUGUCAUGUUCUUUAUGUGGACAACUGGUACAGUAGUCCCACACUUUUCCAGCACCUCUUGUCACUUGGCACUGGAGCUUGUGGGACCGUGCGUGCAAACAGGAAAGGAAUGCCAAAGUUCACCUGUAAGAUGAAAAAAGGUGAGGUGGAAUUCGAAGAGAAUGGGUCACAGAUGGCAGUAAAAUGGCACGACAAGAGGGAUGUUCAUGUCCUUACCACAGUCCACCCAACUGGUAUGGCAGCUACAGGCAAGCUUGAUCACAUCACUGGGCAACCAAGGAUGAAGCCAGUCUGUGUGCUGGAGUAUAACGAAAAGAUGGGGGCAGUUGACAAAGCUGAUAUGAUGACUGGUUUCCAUGAAUGCACCAGAAAGUCUACCAAGUGGUACAAGAAGAUAUUUUUUCAUGUACUUGACACUGUUUUACUCAACAGCCACAUCGUCUACCGGCAAAUUACUGGAAAGGAAAUCACCUCCCUACAAUUCAGGACGAACCUGAUGAGAGGGCUGCUGGAGGAGUACAGCACAUUGCGCGGUCCAACCAAAGGAGGCCGUCCGGCCUUGGACACUCCUCUGCGCCUUACAGCCAGGCAUUUCCCAUCUGAAGUCCCUCAGACCACUUCCCAGGGCAGCAAGACCAGGCGGCACUGCAAGGUCUGCCUCUCCAGCACAUGCAAGGGCAAGCAGAGGCGCCUCACCAAGCACAUGUGUGUGCCAUGCAACACUCCCUUGUGUGCUGUCCCAUGUUUUGAGGAGUACCACACACUGAAGCAUUAUUAA